This is a messenger RNA of Microsporum canis CBS 113480, 1212 nucleotides long. Its product is annotated as protein kinase domain-containing protein. The coding region runs from base 1 to 1212 and encodes 403 amino acids. NCBI's taxonomy places the organism in Eukaryota, Fungi, Ascomycota, Eurotiomycetes, Onygenales, Arthrodermataceae. Gene Ontology annotation, molecular function: ATP binding; protein kinase activity. The record is from RefSeq and is a predicted model, not a curated record. Gene Ontology annotation, biological process: protein phosphorylation; regulation of mRNA processing; spliceosomal complex assembly. The transcript is spliced from 4 exons.
AUGCUGGACUCCACGAAACCGGUAGAAGAGGAGAAGACGCCGUACUAUCAGCCCGAACGCUUUUAUCCAGCGAAGAUCGGGCAGAUUCUCAACGGAAGAUACCAGCUUUCCACGAAGCUUGGAUGGCGCUGGCUGGAUGAAAAAUACGUUGCCGUCAAGAUUAAUGUCUCCAUGCACCAUUCGCAGGACAUUGCUUCUGACAACGAAUUGGCUAUCCUCCAGCAUAUUGCAAGAUGCAAUCCACACCAUCAUGGCCGCGAGUUUGUCAGAAGGCCUCUAGACUCGUUUACCCUGGAGACUGCGCAUGGGAAACAUGUGUGUAUCGCAUUCGAACCCCUACGAGAGCCGCUCUGGCUUUAUCAACGGAGAUGGAAAGGGGGCGUCAUCCCUUCGGAGAUUCUAAAAGUUAUGCUACAAACAAUCUUGCAUGGCUUAAAUUAUCUGCACUCUGAGUGCCAUGUCAUUCAUACCGAUUUAAAGCCGGACAACCUCUUGAUCAAGCUCGAGGAUAAAUCGAUUCUAGCCCGGGAUGCCCUUGACGAAUACCAGCAUCCUCUUCCGCAAAAACGCUGCGAGGAUGGACGUAUAAUAUACCUGUCUCGAAAUAAUUAUGGGAGACACAUCAAAACCACCAUAAGGACCGUAAUCACUGAUUUCGACUUGGCCGUUCGGGGAGGAGGCAUUCCAAGAACAGGUUGUAUACAGGCGGAAGUUUACCGUGCUCCAGAAGUCAUUCUUGAUGCAGGGUAUACCUACAGUGCCGACAUCUGGAGCCUGGGCGUAUUGGUAAGGCUUUCACUUUCGCAUGGCGGUUUAUCUGAGUCAACUACUAACGUCAAAGGGAAGCUAUGGGACUUGUUAGAGAGAAAACCGCUCUUUGGCGAUGCCGAUCCGCCCGGUAGUGACUAUGAUGACGAAAGGCACCUCGCAUAUAUCACUGCCUUGCUGGGACAGCCGCCAGUGAAAUUACUUGACAAAGGGCAGAGAACGUCGAUAUUCUACAAUACAGACACGCAUUGCCUCAAAACUCUAGGCAUAGGCCCAAGUGCGGAGUUCACCUUCGAGGGUACUCUGAGCAUCAUCACAGGCGAAGAAAAGCAGAGGUUCAUCAGCUUUGUGAAGAGAAUGUUAAGAUGGAUGCCGGAAGAGCGUAGUACGGCGCACGAACUGCUGGAGGAUCCCUGGCUUCAUACCAAUUACCCAACUGAGUGA